AUGCGCAAUUUCGGGUUAAAUAAUUGCCGCAAAUAUUUGGUAAAUUGUUUUAAUUUUAUCGGCUUUUUAUGCUUUAUCGGUUCGUUAACGGUAUGGUGCGGUGCUAAGCGGUUUACAACGCAUUGGUUGCUAAGGUUUAUACGUUUCGGCGUAUUAAUAAAAACGGGCUUAACAAAUUCGGGGUGCUUACCGGUGCUGGAUCCGUACGCGCUAAAACAUGUAAAGCAGCAAUUCGUUUCCAAGCUUGCUGCUGGAUAUUGCUGGCGUUGGGUUAUUUAUUUAGGGCGGUUCGUUUUUUUAAUAUUUGCGUUUUUAAUUAAUCGUUUUUUUUACCAUUUUAAAAUCGUUAAAUUUAUUUGUUUUAAUUGCUAA
Gaeumannomyces tritici R3-111a-1 is the source of this 372-nucleotide messenger RNA. RefSeq lists its product as hypothetical. The coding region runs from base 1 to 372 and encodes 123 amino acids. Lineage: Eukaryota; Fungi; Ascomycota; Sordariomycetes; Magnaporthales; Magnaporthaceae. The transcript is spliced from 3 exons. The record is from RefSeq and is a predicted model, not a curated record.